UGUCUAUACACAUCCACCUCCGGUCAGAAACAUUCCGGACAAAACAAAGACAGACAAGGCUUCCUUUGAAAGAUAAAGCAGGAGGGGAAUAAUUCAACACUCUGCCGGAUUUAUUCUCUCUAACUGUGGACGUCCAGUUGACCUUCUCUUAACUAUGCAUCUCGUCUUCAGCUAGGUAAUUCUUGGAAGCUUACGCUGUAGUUAGUUAUUGUCUACUUUACCCCUGGUCCCUGAUCUUCCAAUCCACCUGAACCAUGGACCACAGCUAUUCCACCCCGAAACGUCCCAGUGGCAUUCCACGGCCCAUGUCAAGACUCCCACUGCCUACGCAUUCUACUUCCUCCAAAUCUAUCCGGCCGUCUCCGUCUCGCGAACGCCUACAAGCUGAUUCCGGGUUAAACAUAGAGAGAUUGCGGAGACCUUCACAAGAACUCUUUAAGAAACCCCCGCUGCCGUCUCCAGCUAAAUCUCGAGAGAGUUCAUAUGGCCAGAAUGAGUAUUCGUAUAAAUGGACCCCCAAUUCCGGCGGUUCCGUGGCGGAAGAUGAAGAAGAGGAGGAGGCACGUGAAAGCAGGAGUAACAGAACAAGUAUCUACACUCCAACAACUAAGUCUUCAAGACCCUCACUAUCCGAUCGGACUAUCGAAACUAUAGCCCAGAUUCCUUCUUCACCGUCUCCUAGUAAAAAGAAAUCGACGUUUUUUGCCCCCGAAAGCCCCAUGGCACCUCCCUCUCGGCCCCCUUCUGUCACCAAUAAUUACCAGUCACGCCCUCCAUCCCGCCAGGAUAGCGCCAAUGGAUCAGUUCUGCAAUUCUCCUCCGCCAUACGAACCGCAUCGACACCUCGAACACCUUCUAGUGUCUCAAAUAUGCCCCAGCCAACAUUCAUCAAGAGAUCCGUGUCUAUGUAUCGAGAGUCCACCACGCGGUCUUCAAUAAACGGUGCUGGUACUGCCUCGCCAAACCAUAGUAACGUCUCUACGGCUCCACCAAUAUCGAAGAAAGAAUCUAAAACCCCUGCCGCUGGCGCACGAACCUCGUUUUAUGGAGGUAGCAAAAGCAUGUCAAUAAGACCACCUAAAGCGCGCCCAUCCCUAGGCGCCAAUGCAUUCGCAGCCCAAUCGAACAACGUAAGUACAGGCAAUGAUGCUAAGAAGCCUGCAGCUAGAGCACCUGCCACAAAAGCACGGAAACCUUCCUCGAAUCUUUCUUCUAAUCUUACCUCUCCAACAUCUACCUCCUCAAAGAAAUCACCCAGAACUUCAGUGACGUCAGACGGUAAUCCGUCCGAUUUACCGCCACGAGAACCAGAAACAAGGAAAGCAACGAAGUCAUCAAGCGCUCUUAGAGAAACCAUUGCCAAGGCGAAAGCUGCGAAAAAAGCCGCAAUGGAAAGUAAUGCUAAAAAUGGCCUAGGUGACGUUCUGGAUCCCUCGAACGACCCCUUUGCGCAGCUGUCCAAAGCUGAGCCUAAUAAACGUGUAUUGAAGAACAAGGCUGCCGCGGCAAGGACAUCAGGUCAUUUAAAUAUCGCUGCCAUGGGACUGAAGGAAAUCCCAGAUGAAGUAUUGACUAUGUACGAUUUUGAUCCAGAAAGUGAGGGCGAAUGGUAUGAGAGCGUUGAUCUUAUUAAAUUUAUCGCGGCGGACAAUGAGUUUAAAUCGUUAUCAGAUGCUAUAUUCCCUGAUGUUGAUUUUAAUACCAUGGACAUGGAUGAAAAUACCAAGGGAUGCCAAUUUGGUGGACUGGAAGUUCUAGAUCUUCAUGGCAACAUACUUACUACUCUUCCCAAGGGUUUGCGAAGACUCCAACGACUACGUUCUUUAAAUCUUUCCCACAAUCGGUUGGACGCGGAAGCUUUCGAAAUCAUUACCGAAAUCUCAUCACUAACCGACUUAAAACUAGCAAAUAAUAAGCUUGGAGGCAGCCUAACUUCAAUUAUUGGUGCUCUUUCUAAGCUUGAGGUGCUAGAUCUCCGUGAGAACAGCCUCACUGAACUCCCAGAUACUCUAUCCGACCUUUCCUCAUUGCGCGUUCUUAAUGUUGCCGAAAACCAGUUGACUUCCAUUCCAUUUGAGGCUCUAAAGGCACUUCCUCUUGUCGAGAUCAAUGCUCAGAAAAACCGCCUUCAGGGACAUCUUAUUCCAGCCUCAGUUACCCGCUUGGAGACUCUACAAGUUCUGAACGUGACGAGAAAUUCAUUGGAAAGCCUUUCGCUUGCUGAAACCCUGGAGUUGCCCAACCUCCAGCAGUUAUCCAUAGAUGCAAAUCGCAUCAAGGCUCUCCCAAACAUUUCUACUUGGAAAUCACUCCUUACCUUAACCGCGGAGGACAACGCUAUCUCUAGCCUUCCGGAAGGUUUUUUAGAGCUCGAAAAUGUAAAAGUUGUCGAUUUUACAGGCAACAAUAUAACAACGCUGGACGAGAAGAUUUCCCUAUUGGAAAACCUCUUCUCAUUCCACAUAGCGAACAACCCGCUGCGAGAACGCAAAUUCCUGACGAUGGAUACCGACGAAUUGAAAAGAGUCCUACGCGGCCGUUGCGAACCCGACCAUCCUGAAGCUGAGGAAGAAGACGGCUCAGUCCAGACCGAAUUCACUCUGGCCCCAGAGAGCCCUACACACGCCAGCGCCUGGCGUAUUAAAUCCGGUGGCGUCCUCGACUUCUCUUCCACGGACUUAGCCGACCUCGACCCGGCAGAUCUAGAACCCCUGCUUGCCUCUUCCACAGCUAUAAAAUGCCUGUACUUACACCACAACCGCUUCCACACUCUCCCCGUUGCCGGCCUCACCCUCCUCUCCCAUACCCUCACCGACCUAGACCUCUCCCACAACCCCCUCUCCUCUAGCCCCACCACACCGCUUCUUACAACACCUCUUUCCCUCCCAAACCUCCAAAACCUCACCCUGAGCUCCACAGGCCUAACAAGCCUCGAGGUCCUCCAACACCACCUCUCCGCCCCAAACCUCACUUUUCUUGACGUCUCCAACAACCGUCUCACAGGACCCCUUCCCCACAUCCGACAAACCUACCCUGCCCUAAUCACUUUCCUCGCCUCCGACAACCAAAUUGAUAGCUUAGAGUUCGAAGCUGUGCGCGGCUUACAGGUCCUAGACGUGAGUAAUAAUAGCAUAGCGUCUUUGCCGCCUAGAUUGGGAUUGUUGGGGAGCGAGGGGUCUACAGCGUCGGCAGCUACAGCAGGAAAUAGCAAGGGUGGUGGAGGUGCUACAGGGGGAACAACGUGUUUGCGCCGUUUGGAUGUCGCAGGGAAUUGUUUCCGUGUCCCGCGCUGGCAGGUUGUGUCGAAGGGGACGGAGGCGGUGUUGGAGUGGCUGAAGAACCGGAUUACGGCGGAGGAGUUGAGGGAGUGGGGUGCUUUGGAAGAGGAUGAGGAUGGUGUUGUUGAUUGAGGGGAUUUUAUUUACUUAGAGCCAGGAGAAGAAACAGGGAAUUCUGCCUGGAGACCCUGCGGGCUUGUACCAUCACCAUCUUAUAUUUACUUACACUGUUCAUGUAAUAUUUUCUUUUUGGAUUUUUCAUAUUUUUUUCCAAUUAUUUCAUUUUUCUUAAUUUGCCUGUCCACGUCCUCCUGUGUCUCCGUCUGUCUGCUCCUCUUGCGUUUACCUGUCACAGGUGCUUUUUUUCUCCUCUGUAUUAUCUUUUCACUCUCGGCCCUUUACUUCAUAAUUUUUAUUGCUCGGGCCGAAAUCUUCGUCUGACGCUGCCCAUGAGAAACUCCGUCGUGAAAUCUUCCCAAGCGUGGAGCGAUUAUAUUUUUCCCAUAUCUCCUAUUUCAUUUACUUGUUUCCAUGCAUCUUUCUUGUCCUAUUUUUCGUCGAUCUACUUUGUAUAUAUCCAGCAACAGCUUAGAUUUCUUCCUCUUUUGGGUGCUUUUUUUUUUCCUUCUUCAUUCGUUUUGCAUUUUUUUUUUUUUUUUUUUUUUUGCCUUUUCCUUUCUGCACGUCCCUUUCUCUUUGAAUCGGCAUUUUCCCCCUGAAUCGACUAACUUUGCUCCAUUCUUCCUUUUCGUUUUCGUUUCUCUGUUUACUCAUAUAUAUAAUCCCGUGUCCUCCAUAUGCCUGUGUAUAUAAAAGGUACAAACCAGAUGAAAAUAAUCAGAUUAAAUAGAAUUCUUAUGUGUAAAUAAACUGAACAGAUAUUGUUUCAUGUACUCUCUGGUUAAUGAGACCAAAAUCGCCAUGCCCA
Messenger RNA from Blastomyces dermatitidis ER-3, 4206 nucleotides. RefSeq names its product leucine-rich repeat-containing protein 40. The record is from RefSeq and is a predicted model, not a curated record. NCBI's taxonomy places the organism in Eukaryota, Fungi, Ascomycota, Eurotiomycetes, Onygenales, Ajellomycetaceae. The transcript has a single exon. Gene Ontology annotation, molecular function: protein binding. The coding region runs from base 255 to 3410 and encodes 1051 amino acids.